AUGUCAUCUCCAGGGUAUAGAGACCAGAACUCACAGGUGAGACCCCGUCCUGGGGCAGCACCCGCCUGCGAGGCCUGCCGGAAGCUCAAGAUGAAAUGCACACGAGCUGCACCGCAGAACAGCGGGAAUCCACUGUCUGAUCCAUGCGCCCGGUGUAAAAGAACUAACCGGGCCUGUAAAAUCCCCGAAUCACGACCGCUGGGCAGGAGGCGAGGGGCGUUGGGCCGGUAUCGCGGGCUGGAGAAGGCGUACCGGAAGCUACAGCAGGAGGCAAAGAAGGCGAACCUUUCGCGUAGACCUGACGAAGCUUUUGAUCCUCUUGCCCUGCAGACUGGUGGAGGGUUGGAUUCUCAAUCCUUUUUGAUGGAUGAGUCGUCCAGCCAUUCUCGACUCCCUGAGACAAGUUACGCCCGGGCGGCCCCUGGGACCCUUUUUCUGGGGCCUGAAGUGACAACACCGGGGACGGAGAUUCAGGCCGAGAACCAGGAAAACAUAGAAGGUCAAACAGAACCGGUUCAGGAACCGAUGAGUAACCCGCUUGCGCUGUUGACGUACGCAUCUGAUGCCGCACAAGCAUCGGAGACAAGCCCAACGUCACUAAAUACUGUAACCAGCCCAACAUCCAGGAGGCAAAACAGUCGCGAAAUGGGAGAGAGUGAAGGACACCGUUUACUUCACCGACCUGGGUAUGUCUCUCUGGGGCUGCAGUUGGAUCGAGCGAGCCUCGUGCAGGGCCUGGAUGCCUUGCUGGAUCGCGUUGACGCUGGCCACCAGUCCCUCGACUACUUUAAGCAGACAGGUGUACGGCAACGCGAUGUCGGUCCGGAUCUUGAUCCCGUAGAAUUGAGGUUGGUUACGAUGGAGGAUGCAAACUACUUAUUCCCCAUAUAUUUUGCGCGACUACAUCCAAUCAACGGGAUACUAGAUCCCAUGCUUCAUACGCCGGAAUUUGUGCGCGCUCGAUCCUCGUUGCUCUUCACUUGGAUACUUGCUCUCACGACCCAGUUUGAGCACGCAUCUGCAGCUGUGGCAGAGCGUCUGCGACUACACGGCGAAAAGUUGUCGCGAUACGACCAUACAUGCGGGUACAAGUCAGUCGAAAUCGUCCAAGGUUAUUAUAUUUCGCUCCUCUCUCCUACCCCGGCUAAAACGGUGGCUGGGGAGCGGUCGUGGCUAUAUACUAUGUAUGCUCUCGGUGUGGCGACGGACUUGGGAAUUAACCAGGAGGCUGGACCGACUGCGCAUUCUACGUCCAGACCGAGGCCCCGGUGCUCGGAAAAUUGCAGCCCUUGGUUAAAAUUCCGAAGAAAUGCGUAA
Molecule: messenger RNA, 1317 nt
Organism: Aspergillus vadensis CBS 113365
Lineage: Eukaryota; Fungi; Ascomycota; Eurotiomycetes; Eurotiales; Aspergillaceae
Product: Zn(II)2Cys6 transcription factor
Exons: 3
Coding region: 1-1317 (438 amino acids)
Biological process (GO): regulation of DNA-templated transcription
Cellular component (GO): nucleus
Molecular function (GO): transcription cis-regulatory region binding; zinc ion binding; DNA-binding transcription factor activity, RNA polymerase II-specific
Source: RefSeq, a predicted model, not a curated record